Haliotis rubra (blacklip abalone) is the source of this 4311-nucleotide messenger RNA. Its product is annotated as orexin receptor type 2-like. Gene Ontology annotation, molecular function: G protein-coupled receptor activity. The record is from RefSeq and is a predicted model, not a curated record. NCBI's taxonomy places the organism in Eukaryota, Metazoa, Mollusca, Gastropoda, Lepetellida, Haliotidae. Bases 396 to 1586 code for a protein of 396 amino acids. Gene Ontology annotation, biological process: G protein-coupled receptor signaling pathway. Gene Ontology annotation, cellular component: membrane. The transcript is spliced from 2 exons.
GAAAAGUUGAGGCGGGGGCGCAUAAAGCUCUGUGAACGAGAACCAGAGCAUAGCUCAGCGGUUUACCGCUGGUUAGAUUCCCGUGUCACAGGAAAGUUUACCACCAGUAUUCACCCGUCAGACUUGAUCACUAUCGGUCGGUUUGUCAGGAGAAGACACACCAUGGUCGCGCAAGUCUCCUAUAACUUAACUUGAAGAAGCCUAACCCCCUUGCUUGACUCAGUUCACACUGCCGACCCAGGCUAGGAAAUCAGGCUCUACGAGCAGCGUUUGACAGUCCCACAAAGAAAAUUCUCUCCCAGACUGGUUGCGGAAAACGUCAGCUUGACAGGGGACAAGUCAUGUGAAAUCUGGCCACGGAUCGUCUCAGAAGGUGAUCACCUCGUUCUACCAAGAUGACGGAUCCGAUGGAGAUGGAACCAUACGACAACGUGACGCUUGAGAUAGACGUGAACUACACUGACAACAGAGACAUCGUGAGUCUCAACAAUGACAAGGCCUUCGUCCUGUUGCCCGUCGUUGUUUACGUCAUAGUCCUCAUGGUCUGCGGCAUUGUAGGAAACAGCUUCGUCUGCUACAUCUACAGAUGCAGGUUCCGGAGAAACACUUCCAAUUUCUUCAUAGUCUUCCUAGCAAUAAUGGACCUCUUCUGCUGCUGUGUUGGGAUGUCCUUCGAACUGUCGGAUCUGAUGCUUCCAUACCUGUUCAAUGCCCCCGCAGCGUGUAAGAUAUUUAGGUUUUUGGAAACGUGGGCUUCGGGGGCGUCGGGGUUGGUGCUAGUGUGCGUGGCUCUGGACAGAUAUUAUAAACUGUGCAAACCAACAGAAAGAUUUUCUCUCAAGCGAGCAAAGAUAUUUUGCUGCGUUGCUAUCUUCCUUGCACUAGUCAUGGCAGUGCCUUCGUUGAUAGUGUUUGGGAAAAGGACAGUUGAAACCGAGGUUCCAGGCAUCAAUGGUACCGAGUGUUCCACGGACGAUGAGAUGCUGGAUAGUCCUCUGAGGAUCGUGUUCUACGUCACAAUGCUAGUGACGUUCCUCGUCAGCCUUAUAUGUCUAAUAACACUUUACAGCUUAAUCGGCUUCAACUUGUGGCAGAGGAAACACAAAAAGAUGGGAGAGAAACUCAAACCAAAGGGAGACUACCCUCGGACUCAUCGAUUUGUGAACAGUGAUAGUUCAUCAUUCUCGAGCCUGUCAGACGAGACCAAAAAGUCUCAGGGCUAUGUACAGAGCCACGUGGGUAUACAGAAGACAGACACUAUGCGACAAGCCAAAGGAUACAAACCUAAUCAGGGUAUGGGACACAUAUCUCUCAAGACGACCCGUCUCACUUGCAUCUUUUUUGUGCUGUCAGUUUCGUUCGUACUGAGUUUUCUCCCUUGGAUUAUAGCGAACGUUCUCAAAGUGACAAAGGCGGCCUUUAACCCCUUUUCUUCUGAUGCAAUGGAGGUGUUGUAUAACUUCCUUGUGAGAUCACACUUUAUCAACAGCUCGGUUAACCCUAUCAUCUAUAGUAUACUUAAUGGUCAGUUCAGGAAAGAAUGUAAGGUAGUGUUUAAACGAAUGUUUAAAACCUGCAAACAGUGAUACAAGCAAUAUCCAAACAGUUCAAAAAGGACCAAUUUGAUUUUGACAUCAUUUUCAUGUGACAUAUUAUCUCAUAUGGCCACACUUCCCUGAAUACCACCUAGUGUGUUGUGGAGAAACCAUUGAUUGACAAGUCACAAGGUCAUAUGAGCAAUGAAGUCAUGCGCCAUUUCACCACUGUGAUAGGGAUAAUUACACAGCCAGCUAUACCUAUAUGGAGACUGUAAAGAAUAACGACAUCUUCUUGAAACGUCUGACUGAAAGCAGUUGUGCAACUGUAUCGCAUUGCCGUCAGACUGGAGGCUUGAGUUGUUACCUCCCUUUUGUCACGAUAUAUAUCAGUCGGAAAACACCGGGUGUUUUCGCCAUCCUUUGUCGCAAACAUAUAUCAGUCGGAAAACAUCGGGUGUUUACCUCACCCGUGUUUUCUUGAUAUCAUUGAUACACGUCGAUAGAGGGGGGUUCUGCCAGAAUCAAAGCAACAGACAAACUUCACAUUGUAAUUCAGCUAACAGUAUCUGUUGAACUUGAACAUGUGUUAUGUUGAGACAUGUUAGCUUUGUACUAAAAGAGAGAAGUGUAAUAUUUUAUCACUGGGGCCAUGGCGUGUGAGCAUGCCGGCAGUGUGCUAGUCUCAGUGAUAUAGCCAAUGGGCAUGUUUUCCCGACAAUAAGUAGAUGCAGGAUAUGUCAGUCGACUGUACGAAUCGAAACACUUAUAUAUCGCAAUAAAUUGAAUCACCUGUUCGUUGGGUACGUUUUACAAAGAGGGCUUGCCAGACGAAUCUUAAUACUGAUGUCCAUAUCUAAAAAUGAUGUGAAAAGUUUUGUAAGUGAAACCUUUGAACCGUCGGGAGAUUUCGUUUUGAUGACUCUGCUAUUGUUUGUCUCCCAUUCAGAACUGACGAUAGUUUUGUUUUUAGUCGUGGGUGGAAAUUCCGACCAUUAAGUAAUUUAUUAGUUUUUGUCUGUCAUGUGAGAGUCUUUAUUUUGAAUGCAUCAAUAGAAAACUCAGAUUGUUUAUCCAACUUUAUCAGAGUCGUUCAUUUAGUCCCUUACUUUUCACGACUACAUGGGUGGGUUGUACCGUUUCUCAUUAACCAUGAAUGUCCACACGACCGUAGCUCACCUGUAGACAAGUGUGAGGGAGAGGGUUGUCUUGGCACGACCUCAAUCGUUGUGUCAUAUUUUGCAAGGGUGCCUCAAAACAUUGUUCAUAUGGCCUCCAUGGCCUCCAUCUUGAAAAUACCAUAUUGGGUUUCGACCGUGACCAGCUACCAAUUACGUGCACUACUUUUGAAGGUGGAUAACCAUCGUCAGUUUCAGCUGAUACUCACAAAUAUCGCCUGUGUCAUCUUAUAUAACAUUAGAACCAUGAAUACUCGUGAACCAUUCAGUCGAACGUCAGUAUUGCAUAUUGCUGAUAUCUCCCGGUCUAAGAUAACCCCCAACAAUUCAGGUGAGCUACAUAUUGCUGAUACAUCCCUGUCUAAGAUAAUCCCCAACAAUUCAGGUGAGCUACAUAUUGCUGAUACAUCCCUGUCUAAGAUAAUCCCCAACAAUUCAGGUGAGCUACAUAUUGCUGAUACAUCCCUGUCUAAGAUAAUCCCCAACAAUUCAGGUGAGCUACAUAUUGCUGAUAUAUCCCAGUCUCCGAUAAUCCCCAACAAUUCAGGUGAGCUACAUAUUGCUGAUAUCUCCCAGUCUCAGAUAACCCCCAACAAUCCAGGUGAGCUACAUAAACUUUUAGUCAGUGUCACAUUUCCACCAGAACAAAUGAGAUCGAUCUGUCAUGGUAGGGUACGUUACUUAUACUGAUAUCGAGUACAACAAUUCAUUUGUAUUCAAACCAUGCAUUAGUAAUGUUUCAUAUGGAAACAUUCCAGGGAGUUUCGAACGACAUAUUACGUAAGGCGAACGCAGUCUACUCACUUAUUCCAACUGAAUAACUCAAGGUGAUAUCUAGAGACGACUAGAACCACUUGGGGCUUAUAGAAGGAGGUGGGCAGGAAUCUCGUGAUGAGUUGAGCCGUAUGUUCAGUGUAGGUAGCGACGAAUUGUUUCUAAAUAAACGUAUGGAGAAUGAAUGUAGUUAAUCUUUAACCUUCGCGUCAAACUGGUCGUUUCUUGGAUUGGUACGAUGUGUAGAAGCAUCAAGACAAAGGAAGCUGUUUUUUCAUUGGGUGCUGACUAGUCGCAACCUACCUUUAAGUUUCUAAGGGCGACUAUGCAUAUUUUCUCGACGUUUGCAAGGUUGAAAUAGAACAGAGGACGACCUACUUACACAUAUAUGUCUACAACCCACUGUAAGGGACCAGACUUUCAUUAUAGGUCAGGGUGUUCAUCCAUGUGUGCACAAUAAAGAUGACAAUGCUGUUUGUAUCGAGCCUCUAUCGACCCGACUUGCUAAUCGAGCAUGUUCGCAGGAAAAUUUCAUUAUUAUGAUACGUACUGUAAACGUACUUUCCUGUUUCUUGAUUUUGCGCAACAUUGCGCAACAUUGCGCUGGAGUUUUCGUGGGCUCAUUGUUUACCCCAGCACCUGAUAUAAAUGACCGUCCCUAAACGCGUCUGAAACAAGGGAGAUAACUGUAGCACCCGAUACUGUACGAUAACCUCUGUGAUAAGUCUGAAGAAAUUUUCAUCGCAAUAUCGGAUGAGAAUUUGUAUUUUUUAUCGGUUUAUUGUCGUGGUUUUUAACGACUGAAAUAAAGUGUUCAAAGAGAA